GAGAAACCUGACGGGGAACAAUGAGCUAACGGCCCGGCCGCUUGGACAACCGCUCAGUCUAGCCCCGACUGGGGGACAAGGCCAUCAGGUUCCUGUCUUGUCUCUUUUCUUACCCUCUCUUUCGGUCGUCCGAGAUGAUUGAUUGAUAGCUACCCGGAUCUAAGUACAUGGAUACAACAUGAUGGGAGAGGCUAAGACAAGCUAUGCAUUUCUGGGUCUGGGUGACCGACUGAUGGUGAUGUAUUAAUAGCCCUCUGACGUCUCCCUCACCUGCUUGCCCUGGGCCGUUCUUUUUUCUCAUAUUAUUUGCUGCGUGGACUAUUACUUUUUGUGCUCCUACCCACUGCACAUCGUCGUCAUAAGCUGUCAUAAUCAAUACAUCUCGACGACCGCUCUCAUAGGAUCUGAUACCAGUUGUUACUACCACCGGCAGCUACCUCCACAACCACUCUGUCUACGAGAUAUCGGUAUUUGUGUCCAUCUACCUACUCCGACCGCCAAAAUGAACGCCUGCCCAUGUGCAAACUAUUAUAAUAGACCCAACCCGAACCGUUGCACAAAUUACGUAUCCAAGUUCGGCGAGCGGUGUAAGCUCUGCGUCACAGUCAAGGACGGCCAGUCAAUGACGCGAGGCUUGCUGCCCGAGGAUGAGCUGUGGAUGACUGCCACACCGGGGUACAAUGACCAAGCUUAUGGCAGCGGCGGUCAGGGAUCCAAGAGUGGCAACAAGAAAUCUGGGAGCAGCAGUGGCGGGUACAUAUCCUCGUGGUUGAGGAAGUGACUGAGGAAGAUGAAGUGACUUUUGGCUUUUGUCGGAAUAUUGGUGCUGGAAACCAUGACGCAUAGGAAAGCCUUACUAUAGGCUGGAGUUCACGGGGAAGGGAUACUGGAGUCUUGGAGUUUUACUUUGGUUUUGUGAUGGGAUGGGAAAAGGCACAGACUGAACUUUGGGAUUUUGGCAACUUGAGUGGAAGGGGCAUUCAACUGGAACGAUACCAAAUAUACUAUAGACGGGGUAGGAACAAUCAACACAGGACUUUAUCAUAUACAAUAACAGUUCAUCAAGCAUCA
Molecule: messenger RNA, 1071 nt
Organism: Podospora pseudocomata
Lineage: Eukaryota; Fungi; Ascomycota; Sordariomycetes; Sordariales; Podosporaceae
Exons: 3
Coding region: 503-781 (92 amino acids)
Source: RefSeq, a predicted model, not a curated record